CCAACCAGUUCCUCAUUCUGGUGGCUGAGUGUCAGUCUAUGUCUGCCGGCUGACCCACUUGUCAAGCCAAAAACUGUUAGUCUGUCAGUCAAUCUGAUAAAAAAAACACAGAGAAGAAAUCUGAGGACUAAAAAACUUCUUCACAGUGGAUGAACUGUUUCCUUGACCAGGGAUACACACUAAGAGCGUUUUUGGCUCAUUCCAUUGCUAAAGGAGGAAGUUUGUAUGGCAGGAUGGGCUGUAUGAAGUCCACACUGAGCGAUGGUCUGAGCGGAGGUGUGGAGGUGAAGAUCAGCCAGCAGACUGUACGUACCGAGCAAACGCACUAUGUCAGAGAUCCCACCUCCAGUACAAAAAACAACAUAAAUAAUUCCCUGUUACCUGGUCAGGUGUUCCAAAAUAUGGAAGAGAAAAGGGGGGUCGGUAAAAUAAUGGUCAGCCUUUACCCGUAUGAAGCUGUGCAUCCCGACGACUUAGGAUUCAAGAAGGGAGAAAAGAUGAAAAUCUUAGAGGAGCAUGGAGAGUGGUGGAAAGCAAAGUCUUUGUUAACCAACAAAGAAGGAUUCAUACCAUCCAAUUAUGUUGCCCAAGUUGACACCAUGGAAACAGAAGAGUGGUUUUUCAAGGACAUAACAAGAAAGGAUGCAGAGAGGCAGCUAUUGGCCCCCGCAAACAAACCAGGCUCUUAUCUUAUCAGAGAAAGUGAAACAUCAAAAGGAAGUUACUCAUUGUCCAUCAGAGACGUGGAUGCAAAGGGGACAGAUUCGGUCAAACACUAUAAAAUCAGGAUGAUGGAUAAUGGCGGCUACUACAUCUCACCUAAAAUCUCCUUCGAUGACAUCGGCAGCAUGAUCAAACACUACCACUACAAAGCGGAUGGCCUGUGUCGUAAAUUGGACCGUUCAUGUGUGAAACCCAAAGCUCAGAAGCCGUGGGAUAAAGAUGCCUGGGAGAUUUCCAAAGAGUCUAUUAAGAUGGUGAAGAAACUCGGAGCUGGACAGUUUGGAGAAGUCUGGAUGGCUUAUUACAACAACACAACCACAGUAGCGGUGAAGACGCUGAAGCCAGGCACCAUGACGGUUGAAGCCUUCAUGGAUGAAGCCAAUGUCAUGAAGACGCUGCAGCACGACAGGCUGGUGCGGCUCUACGCUGUUGUCACCAAGACAGAACCCAUCUAUAUCAUCACUGAAUUUAUGGCAAAUGGGAGCCUACUAGACUUCUUAAAGAGCGACGCAGGGUGCAAACUGCAACUACCCAAGCUCAUCGAUUUCUCAGCGCAGAUAGCAGAGGGCAUGGCGUACAUAGAGAAGAAGAAUUAUAUUCACAGAGACCUGAGAGCAGCUAAUGUCCUGGUGUCAGAGAGUCUGCUCUGUAAAAUAGCUGAUUUUGGACUGGCAAGAGUCAUAGAGGAUGACGAAUACUCUGCCAGAGAGGGAGCCAAAUUCCCCAUUAAAUGGACAGCUCCAGAAGCCAUUAACUAUGGCUCCUUCACCAUCAAGUCAGACAUGUGGUCCUUUGGAGUUCUGCUCUACGAGAUUAUAACCUUCGGGAAAAUCCCAUACCCAGGUAUGACUAAGGGAGAAGUGAUGUCCUCGGUGCAGCGUGGCUACCGUAUGCCUCAGCCUGACAACUGUCCUGCUGAGCUCUAUGAGAUCAUGAUGUCUUGCUGGAGGAACAAACCUGACGACAGGCCCACCUUUGACUACAUGCAGAGUGUCCUGGAUGACUUCUACACCGCCACCGAGGGACAAUACCAGCAGCAACCAUAGAGAGGGACACUUUCAGCAAGACUUUGGCAAAUAAAGACAUUUCACAUUCACCCCGGAUCAUGUUUGGAGCAAUUUUAGAUAUGUGGGGUUUUUUUGUAAUUUUUUGUAUAUAUCACACAUUCUAUAUACAUGUAUAUACUGUAUUUCUUUAAUAUUUGCUGCUGAAAACAUACAGUGUGCAGGUUUCAGAAUAUACUAGAUUGUAGCUACUCAAAGUGCCAUCUGUAUGUACAAAUAUUAUAUUUUGCGCAGUUUAAUUUCAUCUCAAGCAUAUUCUGGGGUAUAGAGGAGAUGGAUUUUGCUCCAAACUGAUAAAAACAGAUGAGCAUUAUAUACAACAGAAAGAAAGAGUCUUAAUUAUGUUAUUUUCUUUUUAGUUUUUGACACUAGAGUCUUGUGCAUUGUGUAUUUGGACCAAAUAGACAUUUCAAUAUAUGUUUGUGUACAAAGGGACUGAACAAACAGCAGACAUUAUACAAAGAGUUUGCAAAGGUAGGACAGAAUAUAGGAGGGUUAGUGUAUUGAUUUCUGUACAAACAGCUUCCCCUGUGUAAAUAUUGUGGCAAAACUGAUAAAGGCUGUAUAUAGGAAUAGCUAUUACAAUGACUUGCAGGUAAAACAGUGUGUUCACCUGUGUUCAAAUUCAUUUAAAACUAUAAAAAGAGCAUGAUUCAUAUCUUUGACUUUAAAAUGAUAAUGUAUCAUUUUGUUGGUGUUAUUUGUCUUCUAUCUGCCCCACGUCUGAAAGCAGUAUUGUAUGUUGUGAUGUUUCAUAAUAACAUUUCCAUUUAGGUUAAUAGUUAAAGAAGCAAAUCAUGUUCUACAAAAGUAUAUACAUGUAAGGUUAUGACUAUCCAGUUUACAUUUCAUGACUAAUUAUUUCAUAAGCUGCUCUAAAAUGGAAAACAAAAAUACUGUUUAAUAACCGAAUGCUGAAUAGUAAUACGAUUGAGUUGUGUUCUGUUUGCUGUUUCAUUGACAAGAGAAGGGUUGAUCACCUUUAAAUCAGCUUCAUAUUGAAGUGCUGGAGCUCUUGCUAAUCACAUGUGUAAUCUGGAUUUUGAAGUUGCAUUGGGUUUGACAUUGGAUGACUCUUGGUACUUGAGUAAAAAUAACUUCAAUUCAAACUUAACUUUACAUGUAAAGAAGGAUACCCAAUUACUGUAUGGGCUAUUUUGACCAUUGGAACCAUUAACUGUUUGUUUGUUUGUCAUUUAAUGAUCAUUUGAGUUGUAUACUUGUUGCUAUUUGAAAUGAGAAUGUGUACAUUUUGUAUGGACUAAAGGUGUAUGCAGUAAAUUUUA
Molecule: messenger RNA, 3073 nt
Organism: Siniperca chuatsi (mandarin fish)
Lineage: Eukaryota; Metazoa; Chordata; Actinopteri; Centrarchiformes; Sinipercidae
Gene: lyn
Product: LYN proto-oncogene, Src family tyrosine kinase
Exons: 14
Coding region: 150-1769 (539 amino acids)
Biological process (GO): cell surface receptor protein tyrosine kinase signaling pathway; protein phosphorylation; innate immune response
Cellular component (GO): extrinsic component of cytoplasmic side of plasma membrane
Molecular function (GO): ATP binding; non-membrane spanning protein tyrosine kinase activity; signaling receptor binding
Source: RefSeq, a predicted model, not a curated record